AUAGGAGGUCACAUGUGGAUAUGUCUUCACCUGUAAUUCGGGAGGCAGAGAUCUCCAGAACAGCCCGGCGACAAAGUUCCCAUCAGAGAGCAACCACAGGUGACAACUGGACUGGUUCCAAUCCAAAGACUGUUCCUAGGACUCCUGGAUCCCUCUUGCGGCAUCAGAUGACUCCACAGCCAUGGAAUUCAUCAAAACCACCAGACAUUUCUGCAAUUAUGGGGUCAGCAGGGCGAUCACCUCGAUUGAUACAGACACCAAGCCGUUUGCGGGACAUUUCCAUGCUGUCCAAUAUGGAAGAUAGUGCAUACACAGCCUCCUUCUCCCCUCAGAGGACAGGAAUGUAUAGUGCAUUUGAUAGUCCUAGUUUCACUGAAGAUAUAACACUUAGUGCAGUUAUGAUGAAAGAAGAAGACCCAGGAGAAACUGCCACAAUGAGCCUGUAUCAGGAAUUUCUUAAUUCAUUCUUGAAGCUUCCUUCCAGUUCAGUGUUUGAGCUUAUAGAAGAAUAUGAGACUAUGUGCUGUGAGCAGGUCAGUUUACUUAAAAAGAUUGUGAGCCGUGUCACUCCAGGACAGCAGAAGUUUUCCAAAACUGCCAGUGUUCUAUGGCUUCUGCGACAAGAAAUGGUAACUUGGAGGCUCAUUGCAUCACUUUACAGAGAUCGGAUACAGUGUGCAACAGAGGAUGAAAAUAUGUUUGAUAUUGCAGCACCAAAUGCUAGUGAAAAGAUGAUAAUGGAUAAGCUGUUUGAGCGAGAUUCACUUGUUCGUCAGAGCCAGUUGGUAGUGGACUGGUUGGAAAGUAUAGCUAAAGAUGACGUUGGGGACUUCUCUGAAAAUAUUGAGUACUAUGCUAAGGCAGUAUACUGGGAGAAUACCCUGUCCUUAUUGAAAAAAAGAAGUAUCUCAGCACUAGGCAGUGGUCGUCCACUGGUCUCUGAACUGGAUCCUGAUGCCCCCAUUAGACAGAAACUUCCUCUGGAUGAUCUGGAUCGUGAAGAUGACAUUGCAUCAGACUUCUAAAAUAUCUCUUUACAUUGAUUAGAGCUGGCAUGACAGAUGAGGCCCAGCGCCUGUGUAAGAGAUGUGGUCAAUCCUGGCGAGCAGCAACACUGGAAGGAUGGAAGCUUUAUCAUGAUCCAAAUAUAACUGGAGGUGGCGAGAUGCGGCCAGUGGAAGGCAAUCCACACCGAUGUGUGUGGAAAGCUUGUUGUUGGCGCAUGGCAGAUGAUGAGCAGUUCAGCAGAUAUGAAAGAGCAAUUUAUGCAACCUUUAGUGGAAAUCUAAAGCAACUUCUUCCUGUGUGUGAAACAUGGGAAGAUACAGUCUGGGCAUAUUUCCGUGUGAUGGUCGACAGUCUGGUUGAGCAGGAGAUUAGAGCCUCGCUUAUCUCCUCUAGUGAAGAAGAUGAACUACCUAGGGAGUACUUGGAAGCACACUGGACCCUAGACAAAGUCUUUGAGGAGCUUCAGGCCACUGAUAAAAAGAGGGUGUUGGAAGAAAACAAAGAGCAUUACCACAUUAUUCAGAAGUAUAUAAUCCUUGGUGAUGUAGAUGGUUUAAUGGAUGAGUUCAGUGAAUGGCUGUCAAAAGGGAAAACGCUUCUUCUAGGUCAUCUGCUACGCUUCAUGGCACAUCUAAUAUUAUUUUUUCGAACACUGGGUCUGCAAACAAAGGAGGAAGUCUCAGUGGAAGUGCUGAAAACUUACAUACAGAGACUUGUAAAUGAUAAACACACAAAACUGAUAGCGUUCUAUGUCAGUCAUCUUCCCCAAGAGUUGGCUAUCAAACAAUAUGCUGCCUUUCUGGAGAAUGUCACAGAGCCUGAACAGCGGCAUCAGUGCCUGGAGCUCGCCAAGGAAGCAGGUUUGGAUGUUGCAACAAUAACAAAGACUGUGGUGGAAAACACACGAAAAAAAGAUAGCAGUGAAUUUACUCAUCAUGACUUUGCACCAGCCCUGGCUUCUGCCACAAGUGAGGAGGACCGUGCAAAGAUAGAUGUGAUAGAUUGGCUAGUGUUUGAUCCUGUGCAGAGAGCUGAGGCAGUAAAGCAGAGCAAUGCUAUCAUCAGGAAAUUUUUGGCAUUAAAAAAACAUGAUGCUGCAAAAGAAGUAUAUGCCAAAAUUCCCUCGGAUUCUAUA
Molecule: messenger RNA, 2143 nt
Organism: Staurois parvus
Lineage: Eukaryota; Metazoa; Chordata; Amphibia; Anura; Ranidae
Source: the annotation of a GenBank genome assembly